AGAGCCUUACAAUGACGGGUCUUUUGUGUGUCAAGGUCAGUGUAUCUUCAGCCAACGGCCAGAGACUCCAAGGUGUGGCACGGCGUGGUACUCAUAUAAGGAGCGGUGAGCGUGGCUGACACACACUGCCCCCGCCACCACACCGCAGCAAUGAGGAUUCUGGUCGUUUGUCUGUUGGCUGUCACCGUUGCAGCAGAGCAGAAGCGAGAGGCGGGUUACCCUUACCGGCUGGCCCACGGCGGAGCCUCUCAACGCUACCACCACCAGAGUCCCUCAUCAGCCUUCUACUACACCCCACGCACGAAUUACCACGGCAGCACGGGGUAUAGGAACUUGGGGCCGACCUACACGCAUAGCCACAGCCACACCCAUGCUCACAGUCACGCCCACGGCCUCACCCCGUACCACCACCUCCAGAAGCGUGAGUCUGACCCUGGCUACACUGGUUACGGCACUCCUUACCAUUCUGGCGGGCUCUAUGCAGUUCCUCAGGGUUAUAAGACUUCGGGGUACCGCAGUCCCGUGCCUUACUAUCCGUACACCCACGGAGGCAUCAGGUACGCCUAUGAGACCGCCGUACAUCACCCUGGGCACGGCUAUUCAUACCAGGCUCAGCAAGCGUACGUAGCCGACCCCAACCACCACCACGCCCACCAUCACUAAGGCUUGACUACCACCGUCACCCAAACUACAGAGGCUUAAGUACCGUGGCUUAUGGAGGUCAGUGCUUUGGGGGCUUCAAGAAUCAGGGAACACAAUCGGGUACUAUCUAUAUCUAUCUAUGUAUCUAAUGCCGAAGUACCACCAUCCCGCCUCCUCCUCCGCCCACGAACACGUAUUUGACAAGGAUUUCGUAGGUUUGGUGGGUAUUUCCAGGGGUAGUUUUAUGUCCUAGUGGUAGUUUGGCCCUUCUUCCACAUCAUGAGCGUGAAACAAGCACCACUCACGAGAACCUUACUCUUCUCCUUCUCGGCUUUUGGAUAUAGUUGAUGUGAGAAGCGAAAGUUCCAGAGAAUAUGAACCAAAGAAUCAGGAAAAGCAAACGGGUACUGUCUGUCUAUAUCUAUAAGGGAGCGUAGGACAUAGCUGCAUCGGACACUGUAGGAAAUAGAUUAAUAGGCAAAUAAACUGUAAUACUGAGAACCA
This is a messenger RNA of Eriocheir sinensis (Chinese mitten crab), 1146 nucleotides long. Its product is annotated as histidine-rich glycoprotein-like. Lineage: Eukaryota; Metazoa; Arthropoda; Malacostraca; Decapoda; Varunidae. The coding region runs from base 151 to 663 and encodes 170 amino acids. The transcript is spliced from 2 exons. The record is from RefSeq and is a predicted model, not a curated record.